Podarcis lilfordi (Lilford's wall lizard) is the source of this 4941-nucleotide messenger RNA. The record is from the annotation of a GenBank genome assembly. Lineage: Eukaryota; Metazoa; Chordata; Lepidosauria; Squamata; Lacertidae.
GGUAUAUAUAAACAGUGCCAGGAGAGCCCUACAUCACAUCCACGGCUAGGAAUCAGCUGGCAAGCUCGGUGAGUCUCUCUCUUAUAACCCCUCUCUUUAGAGAAAUGUUGCGCCAAAACCUGUCCUCCAGUGACUGCAAUAACCGGUACAUGGUGCUGCCCCUGGAAAUGUCGCAGAAAACUUCCACAGGUCCAAAACACAGUGGCUGGAGUCAGGGGUGGAGGAAGGGGGUUAUGGUGGGGACGUACCGCCCUGGGUGUCUUCACUGAGGGGGGUGACAUUUGGCAGUUGCGGGUGGGCAGCACGCCAAAUGUCCGCCAUCGGUGACUCGUUCCGCCCCUGGUUGCAGGGCACGCGUGCCGCUCCAUGCACCAGAGUGGCUAUCCUGCGCCUGGGAGGGCACCCUCCGUGCCCUGCCCCCCUUGGGUGCGUGCCCGCCCUGGGCAGCGGGGUAAAAUGUUCCGCCGCUGGCUGGGGUUGCCUUUAGAUGUCACAUAAAGUCUGUUCUAAAAGCGUUGGAUUGGCUACUGGUCUGUUUCUGGGCCCAAUUCAGGGUCCGCCCAUUUGUGUUUAAAAUCCUAAACGACUUAGGCGCCAAAUAUCUGAAAGGCCCUCUUCCUCCAUAAAGGACUCCCCCCCCCAUGAUAAAAUGAGCAGAGGUGACCCUUUUGGUAGCUCCCCCUCCCUCAGAAGUUUGCGGUGGUGGUACUCCAGGAGAGGGCCUUCUCUGUGGCAGCCCCUAAAGUUGUGGAAUUCCCGCCUCACAGAGGUGGAUCUGGCUUUUCGCUUCCUGGUAAGCCUUCAACCUAUCUAAGUUUUGGCAAUAUGUUUUUAAGUGGCCGAAAGGGGACUUUGGCAAACCCAGCCACCAUUGAACCAAAUGUGUUUUGACUAUAUGUAAUUUUGGCUUUAGGCGCAAUCCCCGGAACGUAACCCCUGUGUAAAUUGCAGGCUUACUGUACAACUUUACAGCUUUCUUCACCUGGCCUUUGACACCCAAGGUGUGUGUUUUCUGGUUCCACCUGUUCCUGUGCCUGUAAUCUGAUUUAACUGUUUUUAAAAUCUUAAAUGGUUGUAACUUGGUGGUAAAGGGCGAGUUAUAAAUGUGGUGGCAAUUAUGAUGUUGAUAAUAAUAAUAAUAAUAGUUUCUCAAAUGUUUCCUUGCCAAACAAAAGAGGCCUCUGCUUUUCUGCCUCAUUUGCAGAGUCCUUUAGGAUGCCUUUAUAAUUUCGGAGAGUUAGGUGAUGAUUUUACCUAACCUAGAGUUCUGUGAGAGGGACCAGGGGUCUGGGCAUGUUCCUCUAGGGCCCUGCAGCCUCCACAGCUGUUCGUACAACAACAUCUGGGUGUGGACAGCCUGCAAGGUAUUCCUGUGGAACAUGACUGAAACACAGGAACAAGGAGAGACUUCCAGCCUUAACAAUCUACAAUUGCCAUGGUUCUUUCUUUGCAAGGGGCGAUGGGCAGGAAGCCAUGACUGUUCUCAGUGUUAUCAUAGUAUUUUCAAUGUAUAGUCUUUUGGAGAACUGAGAAACCAAAACGGACAUAUUCAUACAUCCUUAUCUGCUGCUGGUGGCUGAACUGGAAUAUCUUGCUGGCUUGCGGCUUCCUAAAUUCUUAAUAGCUUUAGUGGCCAAAAAGGCCCAUGAUUAUGAACACGUUUCUGUUGAGAUGUGUCCAAGGGAACGGGGGCAAUUGGCAGGCCCCCAGCUGGCUCCAACCCGCCAGCCGGUUGCUGGUCAAACUCCAGUCCUUGGUUCUGCAUCAAACUGUGACUCAGGGCUUCAGAAGCCUUUCAGAAGCUGAGCACGCAAGCCAGCAGAGUAAAAAAACUCUUCGCAACAGAAGGGCAGAAAGAGGCUGUGUAAAGCAUAUUCACAGCAGUUUAUUUAGCAUACAUCAGGACAAAGAAAAACAUGUCUGCUCUCCUUGCAUGUCCAAAGCAAGAAGUAUAAGCAAAAGCUAUACACAAACGGAAGUUCCCAGCAAGCUGUGCUGGAAUGUAAACAGGCAUGUGGCACACAACAGUCAUGCCUGUUCCUCUUAAGGUGGAACGGAAUAUCUUAACAGUUUCAUGCCUCUUCCAGGUCAGCAGAGAUUGCAGAGAAUGGCAACCCAUCCUCCGAGUACCCACCAACACCCCCCGGUUACCCAUCCCAAGGCUCCGAGUACAUCGGAUAGUUUGCCUCACUGCACUCUGGAGUUGGCGCUCGAGAUCAUUGUGAACAUCUACCAUCAAUUCGCUCCUCGGGAAGGCAAGGAUGACUUCUUGAGCCUCAAGGACAUGACGGAGCUUCUCAAGAGCCAAGCUCCCACUUUCCUGGCUGCCUGUGUGAGUGAAGCCAAAGGAAAUGGUGGUGGUGGUGGUGCAAAUGUGUUUGCAAAAAAUCGGGAGUCAGGUUGUUGUUGUUGUUUAGUCGUGUCCAACUCUUUGUGACCCCAUGGACCAGAGCACACCAGGCACUCCUGUCUUCCACUGCCUCCCGCAGUUUGGUCAAACUCAUGCUGGUAGCUUCGAGAACACUGUCCCACCAUCUCGUCCUCUGUCGUCCCCUUCUCCUUGUGCCCUCCAUCUUUCCCAACAUCAGGGUCUUUUCCAGGGAGUCUUCUCUUCUCAUGAGGUGGCCAAAGUAUUGGAGCCUCAGCUUCAGGAUCUGUCCUUCCAGUGAGCACUCAGGGCUGAUUUCCUUAAGAAUGGAGAGGUUUGAUCUUCUUGCAGUCCAUGGGACUCUCAAGAGUCUCAUCCAGCACCAUAAUUCAAAAGCAUCAAUUCUUUGGCGAUCAGCCUUCUUUAUGGUCCAGCUCUCACUUCCAUACAUCACUACUGGGAAAACCAUAGCUUUAACUAUACGUAUGGACCUUUGUUGGCCAGGUGAUGUCUCUGCUUUUUAAGAUGCUAGAUUUCUUGUAAUGUUGGGGCCAUCCGGAUGACCUGUUUGCCAAGAGUUCAUCCUGAUUUGCUUGCACAAAGGUGAUGCAGAGGUUAGAUGAGACCUGGUCUUUACUGAGUUCCCCAAGAAAAGGGAUGGACUGUUAAACCACCCUGGGAACUGUAGUGCUGUGAGGGGAAAAGAGGGUCCCCUAGCAACUCUCAGCACCUUUAACCAAACUGUGGUCCCCAAGGAACUAUUGGGGGCCCACUUCAAAUCCCUGAUUCUUCCUUUGAAGCCUUCCCUGCCACACCAACGCCCCACAUUAUGUAUGAUUUUAGUUGCAGGGCUGCUGGGCAUAGCUUCCCUCAAAAGGCCAUGUGGGGCCAAAUGGGGAGGCCUGGCGGGUGAGCUUUUAGUAUGCACCUACAUCCCUCCUGCAAUUCUAGAUAUAGGUAGGUAGCUGUGUUGGUCUGCCGUAGCUGAAAUAAAAUUAAAAAAAUCCUUCCAGUAGCACCUUAGAGAAGUUUGUUAUUGGUAUGAGCUUUCAUGUGUAUGCACACUUCUUCAGAUACAGUGGUACCUCAGGUUAAGAACUUAAUUUGUUCUGGAGGUCCGUUCUUAACCUGAAACUGUUCUUAACCUGAGGUACCACUUUAGCUAAAGGGGCCUCCCGCUGCCGCCGCACGAUUUCUGUUCUCAUCCUGAAGCAAAGUUAUUAACCCGAGGUACUAUUUCUGGGUUAGCGGUGUCUGUUACCUGAAACAUCUGUAACCUGAGGUACCACUGUACACUGAAACAGAAGUCACCAGACCCUUAUAUAUAGUGAGAGGGUGGGGAGGGGUAUUACUCAGAAGGGUGGUGGGAAUGGGACUUAUUACCAAACUCAAAACCAUGGAGAGACCUGGUCUGAAUAGAGGCACUGGAUUCUUAUCUCAUUAUACAUGAUAAAGCUAUUUUUGGCCAUCUCACCCCUUGCUUUUUCCUGUAAGACCAAUUGCAGUCGUUAACAGUCGUCAACUGAUUUACCAAACCUAUCAGCCAAUCACCCAUUCCCAACACCCUUCUGAGUAAUACCCCUCACCACCCUCUCACUAUAUAUACUGGUCUAGUGACUUCUGUUUCAGUGUCUCUGAAGAAGUGUGCAUGCACACAAAAUCUCAUACCAAUAACAAACUUACGUUGGUCUCUAAGGUGCUACUGGAAGGAUUUUAUUUUAUUUUAUCCCUCCUGCAAAAUACUGACAGGACUAAUCAGGACUAAUCCUCCAGUAUACCUGAAGGAGGGUCUCCACCCCCAUCGUUCAGCCCAGCACUGAGGUCCAGCGCCAAGGGCCUUCUGGUGGUUCCCUCACUGCAAGAAGCCAAGUUACAGGGAACCGGGCAGAGGGCCUUCUUGGUAGUGGCACCCUCCCUGUGGAACUCUCUCUCUCAGACGUCAAGGAGAUAAAUAACUACACGACUUUGAGAAGAAAUCUGAAGGCAGCCCUGUUUAGGGAAGUUUUUAAUAUUUGAUAUUUUAUCACUUUCUAUUACUAUUAAUAUUUUGUUGGGAGCCGCCCAGAGUGGCUGGGAAAACCCAGCCAGAUGGGAGGGGUAUAAAAAUAAAUUAUUAUUAUUAUUAUUUACAAUGGUCAGUUAAAACGUUAAAAAUAUGUUAUAAAAAUGUGACACCAGAGGGAGCUGUAGAACAGCAAUCUGUCGUCAAUGGAUAUAGCCUUGAGAGCUAUAUCAUGGUUUUUAUUUUAUUUAUGGAUGAUGGAAAUUGUAGUCCAGCCAUAUCUGGUCCCGUAAGGUCAAAGAAUAAGGCAGAUCAUGAUGUUUUCAGAGGAGCAUUUGCCAACCAAAGUUUCAUCUAGUUCUCCCCAUCUUCCCUUACAGAACAGAAACCGCCCAAACUACAUGAAAGAGCUCUUCAAAAAGGCAGAUGUUGACAAGACCGGACAACUGACUUUUGAGGAGUUCACCAAAGUGUUUGCUCUCCUGGCAGACGAUACCCAUCGCCUGAGUCACGGCGAGGACCGAUGUGGCCCAGACCACGAUUGAGCUCCCCCCAUAAAUUGGUACUGCCU